Funneliformis geosporum is the source of this 219-nucleotide messenger RNA. The record is from the annotation of a GenBank genome assembly. Lineage: Eukaryota; Fungi; Glomeromycota; Glomeromycetes; Glomerales; Glomeraceae.
AUGAAACAGAUUCAUGAUACAUAUGAAAGUGCUAAUCCUUUCUCCAAUAUACUUACUAAGGAAGAAAUAAUGAGAGAAGUUGCAAAAGCUUAUGGACCACCUCCUAAACCGCAAAAGCCAGAAAAGUUUAAGAUAUCACUUAAUGAACAAUCUCAAAAGCUUUUUUAUUGUAGCAAUUGUGAACAGGAAGGUCAUAAGAAAAUAAUUGUCUCAACUUAG